Messenger RNA from Toxorhynchites rutilus septentrionalis, 1708 nucleotides. Its product is annotated as zinc finger CCHC-type and RNA-binding motif-containing protein 1-like. Lineage: Eukaryota; Metazoa; Arthropoda; Insecta; Diptera; Culicidae. The coding region runs from base 113 to 721 and encodes 202 amino acids. The record is from RefSeq and is a predicted model, not a curated record. The transcript is spliced from 3 exons. Gene Ontology annotation, biological process: mRNA splicing, via spliceosome. Gene Ontology annotation, cellular component: U12-type spliceosomal complex. Gene Ontology annotation, molecular function: zinc ion binding; RNA binding.
UACAAACACCGCUUUUUGUUUGCAAACAAAUCAGGUACCGGUGAAAUGCGUUUUCGAUCUCCAUUGUAGUUUGAAUAACGAAACAAACGAAAGAUUAAAAUUGCAAUGAACAAUGACUCAAUCAUCGUCAGCCGUCUCUAAUCGAAGUACGGCGUACAUAUCUAAUUUGCCGUUCGACCUCACCAACAUCGAUGUGCGUAGGAUACUCGAAAAGCACGGUCAGAUCGCAAGAGUGACAAUCCUUCGUGAUCGACAAACGAGGAAAAGUAAGGGUGUUGCCUUCGUUCACUUCUCGAACGCAAAGGAGGCAGACCAGUGCUGCACGGCGCUGGACAAUGUAGAGAUGUUUGGCAGAACGCUAAAGGCAAGCAUCGCCAAGGAUAACGGCAAGGGCGGUGAGUUUGCCAAACGACGUGACUAUCCGGACAAGAGCCGAUGCUACGAGUGUGGUGAACAGGGACACAUCAGCUACAAGUGUCCGCGAAAUGUGCUGGGAGAUAAAUCACCUCCCAGGACGAAGGAUCAAAAGAAGGGCGGAAAACGACAGAUCGGUAAGCAGUCGCGAUCCGAUGGCGUUGGACUGGGUUGGGAGAGUGAUGAAGACGAACGGCUCAGGAGGAUCGUUGAGAAUCAAGAGCAAGGGAGUGGAAAGGGAACCAAAAGAGUUAAAUACAAGAAAAGUGCCUACUUCAGCGAUGACGAGGAAGUGGAUGAUGAUUAAGUUGAUGGUAUAUAGCUCCGUAGGCGGUAGCGAAUAGCGAAAUGAGGGAGUGUAUAUUAAUACGUGUUGAAGACCAAAUACAGCUUUUAUGGAACUGCAAACAACUACAGUAAUCGUUCGCUAACUGGUCCUGGUUUAACUGGUCUGCUAUUUAACUGGGCGAACGUUAACUGGUCCUUGGACCAGUUAAAAAGCACAAUUUCGUAAACAAUCGACGCCAUAUUCAAAUGGAAGAUUUGCUGUGAGGGGCAUUCGAAUGUAAUUUUAAAUGUUAUGAAAGUUGACAUUAUUUUCGCACGACAAAAACAUUGAUUAAACUACAGAAAAACAAUUUUCUCAAAUCAUAUAUCAUACCUGUUGUCGCACUCAAUGCGAAACUUCCAUUGGAAUCCUUUUAUUUAUCCAAUUACAGGAACUAAGCGAAUCAAACAAUUCAUUGAAGUUUCCCUCGAUUUUAUUUGACGUUUAACAUGCCGGACCAGUUAAAACGCGAAUGUCGAUAAGUGGUCUUCUCUUUUCGCCCAGUUAGUGAAUGUUUACUGUAUAUGUUGCAUGUAAGUUUAGGUACAGUAGAAACCCGAUUAUCAGCGAGUGGAUGAUCCGCGGUGCGGACUAUCCGCGAGAGCGAGUUUCAUAAUAAUUCCUUAGAGCUUCCCGAAAUUUGUCAGUGAGAGGUAGGCACUUGCUCCUUUGUUUUGCUCAUAACUUUCACAUUAUCUGACCACUGGUGUACCCAAUCAUUCAGAUGGAUAGCUUAAUGAUUCCUAUAUUGAUAACACAUUGUUUACCUGCUAAACAUUUUUUAUUUCCUGUUUGCACCUCAUUUUUUGUUUAUCGCGUUAUCCGCGAUUUUCGUUAUGCGCGACUUUCAUCAUGCGCGUGGCCUUUCCAGACUAUUUCGCAGAUGAUCGGGUUUCUACUAUACAAUGAAAAAGGUGUUGUCAAUUUUGUAUACUACAAUUCUAGAAGUAUUUAAUAAAAUCAUGU